Messenger RNA from Phlebotomus argentipes, 1603 nucleotides. RefSeq names its product actin-87E. The coding region runs from base 138 to 1268 and encodes 376 amino acids. The transcript has 3 exons. Gene Ontology annotation, biological process: mitotic cytokinesis. The record is from RefSeq and is a predicted model, not a curated record. Lineage: Eukaryota; Metazoa; Arthropoda; Insecta; Diptera; Psychodidae.
UCGGCUCUCCGACGCGGAGCAUAUAAAUAUUGCCAUAGGGACAAUCCAGAGCUCACUCGCAGUUCUGCAGUACAGAGGCUGACACAGUGCCCGAUUUUAAAUUCUAGUGCUAACGGAAGACCCAGCAAAUCUCCAAAAUGUGUGACGAUGAGGUUGCGGCUUUAGUGGUGGACAAUGGCUCCGGAAUGUGCAAGGCUGGUUUCGCUGGAGAUGACGCUCCACGCGCCGUCUUCCCAUCCAUUGUCGGUCGCCCAAGGCAUCAGGGAGUGAUGGUCGGCAUGGGUCAGAAGGACUCCUAUGUGGGAGACGAGGCCCAGAGCAAGAGAGGUAUCCUCACCCUGAAGUACCCCAUUGAGCACGGUAUCAUCACCAACUGGGAUGAUAUGGAGAAGAUCUGGCACCACACCUUCUACAAUGAACUGCGCGUCGCCCCCGAGGAACACCCCGUGCUCCUCACAGAGGCCCCACUCAACCCAAAGGCCAACAGAGAGAAGAUGACCCAGAUCAUGUUUGAGACGUUCAACGCCCCAGCCAUGUAUGUUGCCAUCCAGGCCGUGCUCUCCCUGUACGCCUCCGGUCGUACCACCGGUAUCGUGCUGGACUCCGGCGAUGGUGUCUCCCACACCGUCCCCAUCUACGAGGGUUACGCCCUUCCCCAUGCCAUCCUCCGUCUUGACUUGGCCGGUCGCGAUCUCACUGACUACCUCAUGAAGAUCCUCACUGAGCGCGGCUACUCAUUCACCACCACGGCUGAGCGGGAAAUCGUGCGUGACAUCAAGGAGAAGCUGUGCUAUGUCGCCCUGGACUUCGAGCAGGAGAUGGCCACCGCCGCCGCCAGCACGUCCCUGGAGAAGAGCUACGAGCUCCCUGACGGUCAGGUCAUCACCAUCGGCAAUGAGCGCUUCCGUUGCCCCGAGUCUCUCUUCCAGCCUUCCUUCCUGGGUAUGGAAUCCUGCGGUAUCCACGAGACCGUGUACAACAGCAUCAUGAAGUGCGAUGUGGACAUCAGGAAGGACCUGUACGCCAACAUUGUCAUGUCCGGCGGCACCACCAUGUACCCCGGUAUUGCCGAUCGCAUGCAGAAGGAGAUCACCGCCCUGGCCCCAUCCACCAUCAAGAUCAAGAUCAUCGCUCCCCCAGAGCGCAAGUACUCCGUCUGGAUCGGUGGCUCCAUCCUGGCCUCCCUGUCCACCUUCCAGCAGAUGUGGAUCUCCAAGCAGGAAUACGACGAGUCCGGCCCUGGCAUCGUCCACCGCAAGUGCUUCUAAGCUCAGCGCCCCCCAGACACCGAGCAGGAAGAGAGAGGAGGGAAGGAGUUUAAGAUCGCGCGGAUAGGAAGAUUCAUCUAUUUAUUUUUCUAUUUCUAAUAAGUUACAACACCCGUUUUACCACCCAAAACUAAAGAUUACCUCCCACAACCACCAUCCCGUGGGCACGACGUCAUCCUUCAAAGACUGCAUUUCAACACCAUCAAGUCAAAGAAUGUCUAAUCUUGAAGAACAUCAAUCAGAAUAAAAAAGAAAGGAGAAAAAUUUGAUCAUGUGAUUGGUAUUAUGUAAAAAAACAAAGAAUGAAUUGAAAUAAUAACGAAAAACAAAGAAUA